This is a messenger RNA of Drosophila ficusphila, 2541 nucleotides long. RefSeq lists its product as uncharacterized. Gene Ontology annotation, biological process: cell surface receptor protein tyrosine kinase signaling pathway. The record is from RefSeq and is a predicted model, not a curated record. NCBI's taxonomy places the organism in Eukaryota, Metazoa, Arthropoda, Insecta, Diptera, Drosophilidae. Bases 301 to 1623 code for a protein of 440 amino acids. The transcript is spliced from 2 exons. Gene Ontology annotation, cellular component: cytoplasm.
AUACUCACAAUUGCGUUUGGUCGGACAAGGGGAAAAGUCGUAAAAGAAAUUUUAUCCACACAAACUAAAUUUCCCUGACCGAAUAACAACAAUCAGCAUAUGUACAGGGGCGCAGGAGCUGACAAGAACUAGUGGAUAUAGCAAAGAUCAAGGAAGGAUAAGUCAACUACCCCGUAUAGCCUCCAGUGGGCGGUAAAUUGAAGGCGCAGCUGCUGGUGGGUGGUGCUCUUAUCGGCCUGCGAAUUUUCCCAUGCCCCCUGCGAUAAGAACCAGGUGGAUCUGCCCAUCCAGUUGGUCAACAUGGGCUGCAUUACGAGCACCAGCAAGCUGAACGAGCUGCGCGGCCAUGAGAAUGUGUUCCGGGUGCGAGUGGCCCAUCUGCAGCCAACGCCGGGCACGCCCAUUAUCCGCAGUGGCUACCUGGAGCUAACGCCACGGGAAUUGAUCUUUCAGACGCCCGGAUGUGAACCAAUCGUAUGGGCCCUGCAACAUCUGCGGCGAUAUGGCCUAAAUGCCGAUCUCUUCUCCUUCGAGGCUGGACGCCGGUGCAUGUCCGGACCGGGCAUCUACACGUUCCGGGUGCACAACGCCGAGCAACUGUAUCCGAUGUUCCAGCGCUAUAUCAAUGCGGUCAAUACGGAUGCUUUUGCGCAGGGUGAACGGGAAAGGGUGAAUUCUGCCCACUCGGUUUCAGUGAACACGGGCAGAACUGAGGGCAAUAACUACCUGGAACCAGCUCCGUUGAUGAGCCGCCAGCUUGGCAACUUUCAGUGUGAGCCAUCGAGCGCCAAUGCUUUGCAUUCACUGCAGUCCAAUGACUCGCAGGUCGAAGACUGUCCGCCCAACUUGCAAUCACCUCUUCUGAUACCCAGUGCCUAUUUGGAUCAGCCAUUGCGGGCUCUGCAGGAUUGCUGUGUUGACGGCAACUCUACGGAUCUGCUGGCCACUCCUCCUUCUGGCAAUCGGUUAAGCACGCGGAGGCGCACUUUGGACUUGCCCCCUCUGGAAUCUGCCCCAGCUCCAACUCCGGUUUUGAGUCCUAACGAUGCAGUACACAUGUACGCCAAUGUGGAGGCGCUGAUCUUCGAUCUGAGCAAUGAGCGGUGCUACGAGAACGUUAAUCGGUUGGAUCUGCUGCCGAGAGAACCUAUUGUCAGCCAGGAACCGGCCACACCCACAAGCCUAGCAGGCAGUAGCGGCGUUAACUAUAUAGUUCUGGAUCUAGAUCAGCCACGAAGUCCGGUCGGUGCAGCGGGAUCGCCCAAAACGGUGAAUGGUUUCGGUAGCGGUUUGUCCCUGGUCUCCACCCCAGCACAUUUAACCGCUCCAGUUACUCCAGAAACAGGAACAGCGCUGGAUGUUCCCCCACCAACCAUUCAGAACCAAAGCCUAAACAGUGUUACUGCUGAAGCGGGAGAAACGCCCGCCAACAAGGCAUCGGAGUGUUCCGGAACCCAGGGCUAUUCCACAAUCGAUUUCAUUCGCACCUAUGCGCUGAACAAGUCUUCGACAGAACUGCCGGAACAGGUCACACAUCGCCAGCAUCCGGCGCACGAUGCCGAGGAGCUGAGGAUCACGCGGCACAGCAAAUGUAUACGGAAAGCCUAUUCGAUAAGUGAGUGAGAAGGCGGAGGUGGAAUUCAAAUAAGUGGAAACCCAGUGCACAACGAAUUUAUAGAGAGCGCCAGGAAAGCAGUUCGCUGGCGAAAAAGCCAAGUUGAGGAGGCAAGCCAAAAAGGAAGAUACCUGGUAAUUGAAAAGGAAUCCAAAUCAUCAUAGGUCCCUAUUAAACCUAGCAAUACAGCAGGUAUUAGAACGGAAAAUUCAAGUAACUCAAGCGGAUUGUACUUAAAUGAUUGUUGGUCACUUAAGAGGUAUAUUUACCACAACUGGGAUCAAAAAGGAUUUUAUUGAAGGAAUUGUUGAUACCAUACAUCUCGGAAAUUCAAUCUACCUUUUAAUUGUUGGAUCCGACAUUUUGGCUUUAUUUCAUGCCAAACAAGUUCUCAAUUUUUUUUAAUUGCUGGCAUCACAGAAAAAUGUACGAGAAGCUGGUUCUUCUGUUUUAAAAAAUUACUUUUUAAUUAAUUCUGAGAACAGUUUAAACUUUUAAGAAAAGGAAAAUUAGUGAGAAUGCGGCAUUGGUUAAAUGAAAUUAAAUAGCUCUCUCGGCUUAAUGAACUUUUAAAUCAUUAAGGAGGUUCUGGAAUAAGAUGAUGCACAACGAAUUUACUGCAAUCGAUGACUAGGAAGGAUGUGGCAGGUGAUUGUGGUAAAGUGGAAAUUGAAGAGUGAUUUGUCCAAAGAUUUGUUUGCUUCUCCAUGGGCCAAAACAUUGAUGCAAACAAAUAACAAUAUUAUAGCCAGGUUGUUUUAGUAGUCAGUACAGUAAACUUACACAGCCAAAAACACAUAGACAUGAAUUGCAUACGUACUUAACUGUAUUUAAGGAUAGUGGCAUAGCGUUACUUAGUGAUUAGAUGAUUUGUGUACUUGCCAGCGGCUGUUUAGAGCUAGUCAUUUUUGAUUUUGUGCAUACAU